UUGUCUCACGAGAUACUGGCAAGUCCUGGACGCUGUUAAAGUUGUAGGUAACGCGAGCAGAAUGCAAUUUAGAUGAUUUAUACACCUUUUACCGAUUUAAUGUUAGGUUUAAAGCGUUGGCGUCGCGACAUGUUGUAGAAAUUUCUUCAUUUGCUUAGGAAUUAUUUAUACGAUAUUUUUUAAGAAUGUCAUUCAGAGGUGGAAGAGGUGGAGGUUUUAACCGGGGAGGAGGAGGCGGAGGGUUUAACAGGGGAGGAGGAGGCGGAGGAUUUAAUAACCGCGGCAGAGGAGGCUUCGGCGGCAGAGGAGGCAGAGGAGGCUUCGGUGGUCGUGGUGGUUUCAGACAGCAAGAUUAUGGACCUCCAGAAUACGUUGUUGCUUUAGGAGAGUUUGUGCAUCCCUGUGAGGACGACGUCGUGUGCAAAUGCACAACUGAGGAAAACAAGGUUCCCUACUUUAAUGCACCAGUGUACCUGGAAAACAAGGAGCAGAUUGGAAAGGUGGAUGAGAUAUUUGGACAGCUGCGUGACUUUUAUUUUUCCGUCAAACUUUCUGAAAACAUGAAGGCUUCUUCGUUUAAGAAAUUGCAGAAGUUUUAUAUAGACCCAAUGAAGCUCCUUCCACUGCAAAGGUUCCUGCCAAGGCCGCCUGGCGAAAAGGGUCCGCCAAGGGGAGGUAGAGGUGGACGGGGAGGCGGUCGUGGAGGUGGAUUCCGGGGUGGCAGAGGUGGAGGUUUUGGAGGAGGUGGUAGAGGUGGAGGAUUCGGACGUGGAGGUGGAGGAUUCGGACGUGGAGGUGGCGGCUUCAGAGGCAGAGGUGGCGGAGGACGUGGAUUCAGGGGUGGGAGAUGAUCUGCUGUGGGUCCACAACUUAGUCCUCUGUGAGGGUCACAAAGUUGGACAUUAUCUUCCGAGUGGAUUUGUUUUCUUUAUUUUUAUUAUUUUUUGUACACGUGAUGUGUCUUUUCUUAUAGUUACCAAAGGUGGACAUUGUCUGUCCGUCAGUGAGCCGCUGUUAGUAUUUCAGGCCUGCGUGGAGCUAGUUGGUCCCUUGUUGCCGACAGCUAAGUCUCACUGAGAAUGUCAUUUCCACGUCACACACAGCACAAGCUGACACGUGGCCAAAUUAAGAAAAUUAUUCAAAUAAAAACAACAGACGUGCACAGUGUGGUGAUUGGGGAAAUUAAAAUAAUAUGGGACCAUAUCAUUGUAAUCAGUGAUACCGGAAGGUAUACAAACAUGUUUUAUUUUUUAUUUGGCUACAUGUCAGGGAUGUGUGGCAAGUAGUUCAUUCCUGACUGUUUGGCUGUCGCCAACAAAUUGGAUAGAUGGGGGCCUGUCUGAAAUACUGACGGCAGCUGACAGAAAGAUUGAUGAUCUCAACCUUUGAUAUUUAAAGGGCUCAAAUCCAUGCUUGUGAUACACCUCAGUAGUCAAAUGCACCUGAACAGAUACAUUCACAAAUGGUCAUUAGUGAUAUAUGGACAAGUGUGUGUUUGUGGAGGGGGGUUUAGAGUUCAAAAUUGGUUGAAUUCUUACGACUGCAGAACAUCUUGUCUUGAUUAAAAAACAAAAUUCUGUAAAA
This is a messenger RNA of Syngnathus acus (greater pipefish), 1584 nucleotides long. RefSeq names its product GAR1 homolog, ribonucleoprotein (gene gar1). NCBI's taxonomy places the organism in Eukaryota, Metazoa, Chordata, Actinopteri, Syngnathiformes, Syngnathidae. Gene Ontology annotation, cellular component: box H/ACA snoRNP complex. The transcript is spliced from 7 exons. Gene Ontology annotation, biological process: ribosome biogenesis; snoRNA guided rRNA pseudouridine synthesis. Bases 186 to 851 code for a protein of 221 amino acids. The record is from RefSeq and is a predicted model, not a curated record. Gene Ontology annotation, molecular function: box H/ACA snoRNA binding.